CUUGAUCGGUUUUGGAGCACGAAUCGAGCCUGGCAUGUAAGCGUGUCUUUGCGUUUUAAAAGGCGUUCGAAUACAUUCGUUGGUGUAUGAGAAACUCAAAACUUUGUAAUCUCAAGAUAUGUUUAUUUUUGCAAGUCUAGCACAUGCGUACCAAGAACUGAUAUCGCAGGAAGCGGAGCUCGUAUUCUUCUUGCGCGUUGGUCAGUCUUCCCGGAUCUACGCGUUUGCGCUGUGCGAGGUGAGCACCAGUUCUCCCAGCUGUGGAUAUAGCGAUACGCGAGCAGUGGAAUUGUUUGAAACAUUCGCACGAUGAAACACAAGAAAAUGAAAAAGGAAAAGAAGAAAGCUAAUUCUGAACCCGUGAACAAUUCUAAAAAGAAGGAAGAACCAAAAGAGCGUCCCGGUGAAUUCUUAACUAACAAUAAGAGGGGGUCAAAUUCUGCUGGCGUACAGAAAGAUGAAAUUCUGAAGAAUGAAAAUGAAAGAGGCUGUUCUGACUCACGGAAUAAUAUUGUUUAUCCUGAUCUUGGCAAUGGCAAGGAACCAAACGGAAACGAUGUUUCAGAUGAGAAAAUGUCUUCUGGAGAUAAGGGUGAAGAUAAUAAGGACGUUUGUCGUACAAUGCAUCGUUCAUUUGAGAAUGUUGGAGAUGAUUUCGUGAUGAUCCAAAAUAAAGAGGAAAUUAAUUCCGAUAACGUUCAGACUAAGUCGGGCCAUAAGCAGAGACUUCAGCCAGGUCUUUCUCGUGAAACUCGUAGUCGAAAAAUACAAUCUUCGGGUUCAACAGUACAACAAGGAAGUCAGGAACCAUUGUCUUCUGCAACUGAUCACUCUGGUGGAGAAUCCUUCUGUCAUAACAAUCCAAAUCCGAGCACCUCGAAGACCGAUAGAUCUUCUAUAUGUUGUGAAAAUGAUUCUGAUCUGGAAUCUAUUCCGACUGUGUCAUAUUUUAAGCAGCGAGCUUGGAUAGGUAGACAAUCUGGAGUCAAGUUAUCUGGGAAUAAUCAAAGCAGUUUUGAUGAAAACAGGGGUACAAAAAGAUCAUUUGAUACAGAUGGCUAUGUGGAUGGAAUGUGGCAGGGCAAUCGAUUGAUAAAACUAGAUUCAUGUGAAUUUACUCAUCCAUAUGAAAAUAGAAAAGUUUAUAUCAGGAAGCAAAGCCCAGGUUACUUAUUUACUUUCGAUGAGGACGAUUUUAUUGCAAGAGUGUGCUUCGACAAGCUCGAAAGAUUGGAUUUUAGCGGACAUCCUGUAGACAUCAAGCGAGAUUUUCUUAGAAAGCUUAUAAUCACCGAAUUGAUUCGAGACAAAUUAUCAGAUGACAGCGGUGCUAUUUAUAAUCACUUUAUAGAACUGUUGCAAGAUAGGAGUAGUAAAACUGCAGACAAUCUUGAUUGGGCAGAAGAUAUUUUUCAGGUUUCUUUAAUAUUAGAAAAGUACGGACUUUCCUAUAAUAAUGCGUCGAUAUUAGAAAAUAUAAUUGGAAAUGACAAAAUUUCUUCUGAAAUGAUAAAUCGUAGUAAACAAUUGCGUCAUACAGAAAGAAUUACGGAUAGGAGGAGGCAAAAUUUUCCUCAAGUAGGUCAAUUCGAUAAAAAAAAUUUAUUAGAAGAAUUGCGACGAAUCUGUAAAGGUGGAGUAAAUAAUCAUAGAAAUGCUAUUUCUGGAAUAGCACCAUUUAUCUUGGAGAAUCAUAUAAAUGUUUUGGAUGAUAAGUUGAUACCUUAUAUUACCAAAAAAGAUAUGGGGCUUUUUGCAGAUCUUGCUGACAUGAUGAGUGAGGAACCUUAUAUAGAUUUUUUAAACAAUUUGUGGGAUGUAUACUUUCAAAAGAUAAAAAAGAUAAGGGAACAUGCACAAGUAUCUUCACUGAGAGAUUUUGCGCCUUUAACCCAUCCAAUUUAUUUUUAUCUCUGCAAGAGCUUUCGAGAGCUGGUUGAGGAAAUUGGUAGAAAAACAGAUUUGUCUGCCAACGAUUUGCUAAAAAAUAAAAAUACAGAAUGGAGUUUGCCAGAAAUUAUCAAUUGGUCAACAACUUCCCAUCUAACUCAAUCUCUUGAACAACAAUAUCGCUUCAUUUUUAAGAUGAUGGAGCAUUUUAGACCUGGUUGUUAUUCUGACAGGAAGAAAUUCGAUAAGACGGCUUGGCAACGAACGAAGGACUUGUUUAGUAGUAUUUUCAGCAGUAAAGAGUCAUCAGCUACACCUCAGGAGCGCUUAGUAUGGAUUCGUAUUUUUGAGAAUACUAUUGACAAGAUAGUUUCUAAAGAAGAAUUAAAAUUAUUUGAACCGCUUUUAAAGGGUUACACAGAUUUCAUUGUAAAAACAGAACAUGAUCAGUACGAGUCAUUUAGGAUAGUAAUGCACAGUACUGUAAGGUUUAUCGCACAAACGUGUCCCUAUUUCUCAAAGAAUAUUUCAGAAAUUGAUCGACAUACUUUAACAAAACAAAUAGAAUUUAUUAACAAGACAAUCUCAGAUAAACAAUUUAACGAUUUUAGAGAUUUAAUAGAUGCAUAUAAUGAAUAUUGGAAGAAUAGAGAGACAAUUAUAGAAAAAAUUCCUGAUAAAUUCCCUUACGGAGAAUUCAAAAAAGACAUGGAAAGUAUACGUCAGAAAUUACACAAUAUCGUAAAUACUGCACUUGUCAUAGCAGCAGAACCACAAGGAUUAAUUAAAUAUUUUAGAUCAUUCAAUGAGUUUGUAGAAGAUUUAAGUGCUGUAGAAUAUAGUUGGUUUGUUAAUGACAUUAGUAACGUAACCCAGGAUGAAGUCACGUUAAUUAACGAAAAAAAAAAAUCAUAUAAGAUUUUAGAUCCUGAACAAUUUAUCAAAAACCAUUCGAAUAUCCCUCGUCAUUACGUAAUUGAAAUAAUUCAAGAUCUAUUAAAUAGUGUAAUUGAUUUACUUGAUCAAAGGAAAUGGUCUAAUCAUGAUAAUUUAAAUGCAGCAAGUGUAUUAAUUUCUGCAAUAAAGAAGUCUUUUUGUUAUCUGAAGGAUCAACCUACUUACGUAUCUUUUGAUACAUUCAAAGAUGAGAGUAUAGUGCCAUUUUCUUCUGUAAUAGAGAAUAGUAGUUCUUACGCGGAUUUUGAAAAGCGCGUUGAUAUCAUAGGGGAAUCUUUUUGGUACUUAAGAAAACAAGAUGAGAUCGAUAUAGAAAAAGCUUUAGAUCUAUAUAAACAAUCAAACGGUAAUAGUACACUAACAACAGAAACAAUACUAAGAGAUUGCUAUAAAAGAUAUUUGAACAAAUUUGAUUCUUAUAUAAAAAAUACUUCCAACGAAAAUGAUCAAGAUAAGAUUAAAUUGAUUACUCAAGAUCUCAACGGUCAGUUUAUAAAAACUAAUAUUAGUAAAUGGGAGAAAAAGUUCAAAAACGAAACUCUACCGGAUCUUCUUGCGGGGCUAGCUGCUGUGUGGUCUGUGCAGGCAUCGAAAGAUAUUGCAGCUACAGGAAAAAGCUUAAAGCCACAUUGUAUUCAAAUAUUGUGCAUUUUGAGGUUAUUAAGUAUUGACAAAGAUUCGAAUGGCGUUGAUAAGCAUCUCGCGCAGGUCUUAACGGGACAAGGAAAAUCGCUUGUGUUAGGUCUACUUUCGGCGCUAUUGACAUUGAUGGGCCAUAGAGUCCGUACUGUUUGUUAUAGUGAAUACCUAGCAACUCGAGAUCGACAAGAUUUUGGUGACUUUUUUGAAACGUUCCAUAUUUACGACAAAGUAGCUUAUGGUACAUUUGAAGAAAUGGCUAAUGAAACACUCCAGCCUGAAAUAAAUGGUAAGAAACAAAGCUUAAGAGAAUUAAUUAUAGAUCGUGUUCUUAAUCACAGUACGAAGCAAUCCGGACAUGUGAAGCAAAACGAUAUCAGCAAUACUAUCUUAUUAAUAGACGAAGUUGAUGUUUUUUUUUCUGAUCAGUUCUAUGGGAAUACUUAUUCUGCUGCUUGUAGGAUAAAUAUUCCAGCAUUAGUUAGCAUCCAGGAAAAAAUAUGGGAAUCAGUUAGUAAAAAUGAUGAGAUAAGUACUGUUUUGACAGAGGUAGAAGAGUUUAUUCAAAAAAAGAAAGAAGAAAGGGCUGAUGAUAUUAAAGAAUUCAUAAAAUUUCUGUAUAAGCCUAGCAAAUACUAUAUCUUGAUAGAACAUGAAGGCAAGAUUCUUAAAAAAGAUUAUACCAAUCGAUCUCUUUACGAAGAGCAUCUUAAGAAAAUGAUUGAAAAUGCAAGAAAUGUUGCAAGGGGAAAUGAUGAAAAUUGGUACAUUUCUGAUUACAAAAUUAAUGAUGAUGGGUAUAUAUGCUGUAGACGGAAUGAUGGUUUGUACAGUGCUUACACUAUAAGUAGCUAUUACAAUGUAUUUAAUUACUUUAGGUUAAAGAAAAGAGAUUAUGAUUAUAAAAAUUAUAGAAAUUAUGGUUACUUAGUAUUAGAUUCCGGUGCAAUUGCUUAUGCAAAAUUACCUGAGAAAUAUCCUCUUAUCUUAGGAGUGAGCGGUACUUUAACUACCCUAAACGAUCAUGAAAAAAAAGCGAUUAGAGAAUCUUAUAAAAUCGAUAGAAAUUCUAUAAUGCCAUCCUAUUUUGGUCACUCUAAUUUGAAAUUCGAUAAAAACAAUGAUUUUGUAUGUUACGAUUCAAAGGAAAAUUGGUUGAGCAAGAUUUUUAGUCAUGCAAAUUCUAAAAUUGGCUCAGGACGAUCGGUUUUAAUAUUUUUCGAUACAGACAAAGAAAUAGAUAACUUCGAAAACAGAUUCCUUGGUAAAUUUGAUCGUUUGUACAUAUUAACCGAGAAUACGGAACAAAGGAGCAAGAAGAAGUACAUUGAUGAAGCAGGUAUUAAAAAGACGUUAACACUGGCAACGAGAGGUAUGGGUCGUGGUGUGGAUUUUAAGUCUAGUGUUGCUGUGGAAAGGAAUGGUGGAGUGCAUGUUAUACAGACGUUCUUUUCGCUUGAUAUAAAAGAAGAGACGCAGAUUAAAGGAAGAACUGCGCGUAAGGACAAUAAGGGUAGUUAUGAGUUGAUACUCUGUACGGAACAUUUGAUACGUGAUGGAUUUGCCAAAAAAGAAGAAGUAAGUGCUACUGUGGAUUAUCAAAGCUUAAAUAGAGCCAGGGAGGUUAUGGUAAAGGAGAAAGGCUCAAAUAAUGAAACGAGGAUUAAGAAAUCAGAAGAUAAUCACAAGACCACUAUGGACUUUUUUGGGUCAUUUUUUGGUGGGGAUUUCGACUAACGUAGAAUAGCCAUAUGUAAAGCCAGUAAUAAAUAUACAACCAAAUACGUAAUUUCUAAGAGUUUAUACACGUAUGUUUAAGACCAACGUUGCAGACCACCAGAUUGGUGGAUGUCAUAAAAUCAACUUUCGUUUAUUGUUGAGCAAGCGUUUAAAGCUUUAAAUUCUUAGAGAACUUAGGCAGGAAGAACUGUAUUAGAAUAUAUGUGAUUCUAAAAGUUGCCGGGGUGAUUUCCGAUGUAAAUGUGUGCAGAACGUUGACGGAUCGAAAGGAACAGCGAGUAUUGUAAAAAUAAUGCAUGGGUAAUUGCAAAAUCAUCAAAUAGACGAGUACUAAAGGGGGAAAAUUACAUUUCUUUAUAAUAUUUCAUUUUUUACUUUUGUUAUUGUCACUAUUAAUCAAAUAAAGUUUAUUUACGUUUAA
Messenger RNA from Megalopta genalis, 5647 nucleotides. Lineage: Eukaryota; Metazoa; Arthropoda; Insecta; Hymenoptera; Halictidae. The record is from RefSeq and is a predicted model, not a curated record.